AAUGGAAUCCAUUAUUUAACCGAGGUUUUUUAUGACAGAUUAUUCAAACGAGGAAAUAAAUGCACUCGAAUAUGUGUUUCCAGAGCGAGAAGUUUUAAAUUUGAUCCCCACCAUGUAUUUGUUUGUAACUUCAUGUAGAUCUGUUAAAACCACAAAAGUGUGGGCGUUAAACCUAAAUUGUUGUAAAGUAUUUAUCUGUGAUUUUCACAGAGAGCAAGCUUGGGAAAGAUGGCUGUCAAAAACCAUAAAUGGAUGCUGCCUUGUGAAAGAUCAAGUUAAGAAAAUGCUUCGUGAUAUUGCACAUGCAAAAACAGAAGAUAUUUGUCAAAAGGCAGUUCAAGGGCUCCAGGAAUCACAAGUAUGGAAAAUACACCAAAAACUCGCUGAAUAUUUAACAAACACUUGGUUACCUAUCCAAAAGAGAUGGGUGUUUGCUUACAGACAGGAUCGUCUCCUGCUGAAUGUUAACACUAACAAUGGAACUGAGAGGCAGCAUCAAUCUUUUAAAUAUAGUUUUUUAGAAAAACGAAAGAAUUCUUCAAUAACAGCUAUGCUAAGUAUUUGUAUUGAAGAAUUUCUUCCUCACAAAUUUGACAACUAUUGUGAUAAAAAUAAAAAGGCACAUUCAUCAUAUAGAAAAUACAAUGCAAAAAUUCCGCCAUAUUUGAUUGAUUGUCCACGACCUUUGGUAAAACAUUGCAUGCAUUUAAUUGAUACAUUAAAAGGCCUUGACUUACAAGGCAUUAAUGCUGUAACUGACAAGAUAUACAACGUUGCUUCAUUUGAUUCAAAUAGUCGAGAAAUCUAUAAAUGCUAUCUUGGUGAUGAUAAACAUUUGCCUAGUUGUUCUUGCCCUGCCUGGUUUAGUAGUCCAUAUCCAUGCAAGCAUUUUUUUGCUAUUUUUAUAAAAGAAAAUCUCUCCUGGUCUGCAUUUGGUAGCUUAUACAGAAAUUCACCAUAUUUUAGCCUAGAUUUAUUGACAGAUGAAAAUAGCCAUGCAACCUCUGUAGUAUGUCAAGAUUUUUUUCAUCCUAACAAUGUUGGUAUUCAAAAUAAUGCUGUCGGACAUGAAACACAAUUGUCUAUACCUCUUGAACCUCAACCGUUUCCAAAUGUACAAGGAAUGAAUUUUAAAAGUACGAUUGCACCAAAUAAAAUUCAAAGUAGUCACUCUAUAAUAACAUGUCGUGAGCUAUUAAGCGAAAUCACUCAGAUGUCUUAUCUAUGCAACUCUCAAAAAAAUGUGGAUCUGUUGUUUGAAGGGCUUUAUAAAUUGAAAACUGACUUAGUUAAAAGCAUUACAAGUGAAAAUGGAAUUCUUUUGCGUCCAGAUAAUAAACCAGAUACUUGGAGCAAGACUGAAAUUAAUUCAACUAGACUUUGUCAUCUCCCAAUUAGACGAAAAAGGAAGAUGACUAAACGAGUUGGUGUCAAGUAUGAUGUUUACAAAGCAGCCUCAGAUAUAAGUGUAGUAACAAAAAAAGUUUCUUUACUUUCUGAGAUAAUCACAAAUCACUCCAUAAACGAAAGUUGUGAUAUUUUUACAGUUCCAAUUGAUUCAAUAAAGACUGAUGAAAAAUUAUCUGAUGAUAGCAAUGAGUUGCUUGAAGGCAACAUAAAAGAUGAUGGUAACCAUAUUCAAAGGACUGUUCAGAGUGUGCAAUAUCUGAAAUCUUCUUUGAUUGGAAAUUUAGAAAUGAAUGAGAUAGAAAAUGGUGAAAUGCUUAAUGAUAAAGUUAUUCAUUAUUGUCAACAAGUCAUGUCUAUGCAAUUGGAUAUUGAUGUUGGUCUGCAGGAUCCUAUUAAAGGUCAAGUCCUAGCUUUUAACAUCCAUCCGAACACCCCAUUUGUCCAAGUUCUUCAUGAUGGAAAUCUCCACUGGAUUUGUGUGACCACAUAUGGUUGUGCUGCAGGAGAAAUAUAUAUUUUUGAUAGUCUUUUUCAUGGUGCAGUUAGUUUUGACACAAAAAGGCAAAUAUGCUCUAUUUUACAAUGUGAUAAAAAAUAUCUUAUGAUUAAAGUAUUGCCUAUUCAACAACAAACUAAUGGUGUUGAUUGUGGACUGUAUGCUAUUGCUUGGGCUAGACAAAUUCUUGAAGUGAAGGGAAUACCUUCCACUUCUCUAAUGUUUGAAGAAAGUGAAAUGAGAAAGCAUCUCCUUAUGUGUAUACUAAAGAACCGGUUAGAUGUCUUCCCUACCACAAUCAAUCCAGCUAUGUUUAAAAAAUGUGCAGCAAAGGACUUUCGUAUACGCUUGCAUUGCUCUUGUCGCAUGUUUUGGACCCAUAAAGAUGAGAACAUUUUUAGCAGGCAAAUGGCUCAAUGCUUUACUUGCAAAGAAUGGUUUCAUCGGCAAUGUGAAAGAAUUCCACAGAGCGCUUAUGAACAAGAAGAUGAGCUCUGGUAUUGUCAGCAUUGCAACAGUAUAGCAGACAUUAAUACUACAAAUGAAGUAUAAUAUCUGAAACUGUCAUGACAUUCUUAACAAAGAAAUAAUAAAAAUUAGGUUUAUUCCUUACUUAAUAUAUGACCUUGUUAUACUAACCAUCAGGUAUUGAUUUUUAAUAAUUAUUAUUAAUAAAUCUUAUUUAGAUUUAGGUAUAGAUUUUUAUUUAUUCAUGAUAAUAACUUUAUCUUAUUUAAUUCAAUAAAUCUGUCUUUGCUAGCAUAUUGAUAAUCAUUUUUUAAACCAAUGAAAUAAAUAAGAACAUGCUAUCAUACUGUCAUACACACAUACUUACACACAACGCUUGAGUUAAUAACUCAUUAUUUAAUGUUUAUGCAAAAUUAUCUUGCAUGUUUAUGCAAAAUUAUGGGCAUAGAAGUUUAUACCAAUCUGAUAUUAGCAUAUAUUUUUACAAUUGGCAUUUUUAUAUAAUGCCAUUUUUAUUUGGUAUGAACACCCUAAUUGUGUUGUUUAUGUCAUUUAUUUGAAAUGAGAUUUUUUAUUUUGACAUAAACUGCUUAUACCUUUUUAAUAUUGGCAUAUCAAGAUUUAUAGCCUUUUGUGGUAUAAGCCUUUAGGGUUAACACACACACACACACACACACACACACACACACACACACACACACACACACACACACACACACACACACACACACACACACACACACACCAUAGUGUUAUUAUUCUUAAUUAGAUUUUUUUUUUAGGGCGGUGAGCGGAACUUGGCUACCUUCUCGUGGUGCUCACUGUUAGAAAUGAGUACAAGAGAUAAAAAUUAACAUUUGAUUUUUAUCUCUUGAAUCAUACACAAAAUGCCAAGUCGAGAAAGCAAUAGUCGAUUAUAGUCAGUCUGGUUCUACCGAUUUAUUGACUUUUUUUUAUUUACAUAGUUUGGUUUAACAAAGUCAUUUUAAUGUUUUUAUGAAUUUUGAAGAAAUAUAUGCAAGCAAGAAAUUUGGAACUUUA
Messenger RNA from Hydra vulgaris (swiftwater hydra), 3415 nucleotides. The record is from RefSeq and is a predicted model, not a curated record. NCBI's taxonomy places the organism in Eukaryota, Metazoa, Cnidaria, Hydrozoa, Anthoathecata, Hydridae.